Messenger RNA from Postia placenta MAD-698-R-SB12, 2689 nucleotides. RefSeq lists its product as hypothetical. Bases 1 to 2367 code for a protein of 788 amino acids. Gene Ontology annotation, biological process: maturation of SSU-rRNA from tricistronic rRNA transcript (SSU-rRNA, 5.8S rRNA, LSU-rRNA). The record is from RefSeq and is a predicted model, not a curated record. NCBI's taxonomy places the organism in Eukaryota, Fungi, Basidiomycota, Agaricomycetes, Polyporales, Adustoporiaceae. Gene Ontology annotation, cellular component: nucleus; small-subunit processome; nucleolus. Gene Ontology annotation, molecular function: protein binding. The transcript is spliced from 6 exons.
AUGGUUGCCCUGCCGGACCCCACCUCCAUCAAGGUCUACACCGUCAACGGAGCCGCCUCGGGCUCCUCAUCAUCUCUGCCGGACUGGCUUACUCGGAAACGCGCAGCCAAAGGCAAGGGAAAACGCGCGGCGAUCCGCGAACAGAUCGAGGGUAGCAUUGAACUCAUUCAGCACUUCGAGUUCCCCGAGGCGAGCAAUCGCAUUAAAACGACCCCGGACGGGCAUCAUGCAGUGGCAACGGGGACAUACAAGCCGCAGAUCAAGGUCUGGGACCUCGACCAGCUGUCACAGAAAUUCGAGCGGCAUACGGAUGCGGAAAAUGUCGACUUUGUUAUGCUGUCGGAUGACUGGACAAAGUCUGUGCAUCUGCAGAACGACCGGUCGGUUGAGCUGCACACGCAAGGCGGCUUCCAUUACCGCACGCGCAUACCCCGCUUUGGCCGUGCGCUCGCGUACCAUUUCCCCUCGUGUGAUGCGUUGAUUGCUGCCUCUGGCCCGGAGGUCUUCCGGCUGAAUCUCGACCAGGGCAGGUUCCUCAAUCCGCUCGUGCUCCAAGGUGCAGGCGGCGAGGAGAUCGCAGGCGUGAACACGAUCGACAUCAACCCCGCCCAUCAGCUAUUUGGGUUCGGCGUGGAAGGGAAUGGGACGGUCGAGUUUUGGGACCCGCGCUCGAGGGCGAAAGUCGGGAUACUGCGGCUUCCGCGCGAGCGGCUCAUGUCUGUGGGCGCUGCCUCUAUGCCGACGUUGCCCGGCAUCGACGAGGGGAGCCUGCGGGCGUUGUCCGUCACGGCGAUAUCAUCGAGACUGGACGGGCUCUCGUAUGCUAUUGGAACGUCUAGCGGGCAUACGCUACUCUAUGAUAUCCGGUCAGGACGGCCACUGGCUAUCAAGGACCAGGGAUACGGUCUGCCUGUGAAGAAGGUGACUUGGAUCGAAGGUGGGAGCCGCAUGGCGGGCGACGGCCUUGUGCUUAGUGCGGACAAGAAGGUCAUCAAGAUCUGGGAUCGGCACUCGCCUGAGACGAACUUUGCGUCCAUCACGCCCGCGCAGGACAUUAACGAUGUGCACCAUGUGCCAGGCAGUGGCCUGCUGCUGCUCGCAAACGAGGGCAUCCAGAUGACCACCUUCUUCAUCCCACAACUCGGGCCUGCACCGCGUUGGUGCAGCUUCCUCGAGCAUCUCACGGAGGAGAUGGAAGACCAGACGGCGCGCACCGCAUACAAAGACUACAAGUUCGUGGAGCGCAGCGAGCUCACGAUCUUGGGCCUCGACCAUCUCAUUGGUACGCCUGCGCUUAAGCCGUACAUGCACGGCUACUUUAUCUCGCUGCCGCUGUACGAUGCCGCGCGUGUCAUUGCCAACCCGUACGUAUAUGCCGAGCACCGCGAGCGCGCGGUGCUCGCGAAGGUGGAGCAGCUCGCGGAGACGCGCAUCCGUGCACGCAAGGAGACGAACGUGAAGGUGAACAAGCUGCUUGCGGAGAAGAUCCGGAAGGAGGAGGAGCGUGAGCGGCGGAGGGAAGAGCGCAAGCUCAAAAGGCGCGCGGCGAAAGAGCAGGCCGAGGAGGACGCAGUGGAGGUUGACGAGGAGAAUGCUGCAAGUGGCUCUGAGCAGAGGAAAGAACAGGAGCACGAGCACGAGAAGGAGAAGGAGAAGGAGAAGGAGCGCGAGAAGCCGAGCCUGCUCACAGAUCCGCGAUUCAAGGCGCUAUUCGAGAAUCCCGAUUUCCAGGUCGACGAGACAACGAGAGAGUUUGCAUUACUUAACCCGUCGACGGUUGCACAGCAGCACAACCGAGCGACGCCAAGUAGCAGGCGGACGAAGACAGCAGUUGAGGAGGAGGAAGAAGAGAGCGACAAGGCAUCUUCCGACGGUCUUAGUGAUAGCGAGGAGAAGGAGAGUGAUGGUGAUAGCAGCGAAGACAGCGAUGUCGCUGGUGAGCCAAAGGUCCAGUUUGUUCCCCUGCAAGCCAAGACGGAUGCAUCAGGUGCGCGUCUUGUCGGCAGGAACGCUACGUUCGGCCAGCGACGUGCCACGCUCGGGGAUGCCAAGGGUAAACGUAGAGCAUCUGCACACGACGCGAACGUACGGCAUACUGCGGACGGCGGCAUGGAAGUCUCGUUUAUUCCGUCACAGACAAGGUAUGAUGGCGAGGAGAUGAUCGGCGACGACGAGGCGCCUGCCGGUACUAGGAACCCGAAGGGCAAGGAGAAAGCGAAGCGGAAGGGCGUAGAAAGCUUCGGGGCAGGGAUGGAACGUGGAGGUGAGGACGCCGAGAAGAUAAUGAGUGAGAGCGAACGGAAAGGACGGAUGCAGAGGAGGAAGGGAAUGCGCAGUGGAAGUAAAAACACAUUUAGGAAGCUGUGAACACAGCAUCCGUUUUGUAUAGAUUCAUACAUGUUGAGCCACUCUGUUGCCGACGGUGGCCACUCCGGAGAGUCGCCUCACCGGUGAGCGCUCAAGGCUCGCGUCCGGCUCGCUGUUGUUUAUUGAGACACUUUCCCUCGCCGUCGGACCGGAAAGAUCAGGGAUGCGGGAGUUACGCUGGCUCUUGGUUUGUCAUACCGAGCACGACAUCAAGAGUUUCGCGCUACUUAUGGUUUUACUGCUUAAGCUAGUGUACAGUAUCAUCCUACUGGCAAAGCGCAACGCGUUCUUAAUGGGACUCACGAGCCUGAGUUUCAGCAGA